CCGCGAACUAAACAACAAUAUCGUUAAGAUUUUGAGCCAUAAACAAGUUGUUCAAUUUUUUUUUUGUAUUGAACAUCUGCUAUCAAACAAUAUUUUUUCAUUCUUUUGGAAGCAAAAAAAAACUAAAGAAAAUUUCAAACGCUGUACCGAACAUUGAACUCUGUGUUGACUUUGGAACAUUUAAUCAUUUUAUCUUGCUUGUGAUUUGAUCCGGUUUGAUUGAUUUGUAUCUACAUAUAAGAUAUAGAAGUUUCAGCUGAAUAUUAACGCAUUCACACAAAUACUCAAUAAAAGAUAGUGUACUACAUCGAAUUUAUACGAUACAAUUUUGUCAAAAAAAAAACUUUUAACAAUUGUGACAGAGUGGUGAUUUUUGAUCGUGGGAUACAUUUAUAAAUUAUUGUGUGCACGCUUAGUGUUUUUGAUUUUGUUGUUGUCACUGGAAUUUUGUCAAUGUGAAUGAACAAAUUGAUUAAAGAUCAUCGAGAGUGUUUUCACUCACUUUGAAAUUGUUUGAUUUAAAUAUCUUGGAAGCGACACAGGGACCAUUAUUCGGACAUUAUGUAUGAGAAAUAUUUCAAAUGUAUAUUUCUUCUUACCAUAUGCAUUGGAUGCAAAGCAAACAACGUUAGCAAACUGGAUCAUGCAUCAAAUUUUAAGCCACCACAAUUGCUGCCACAUGUGAAACAAGCAUUCGAGCGUUCAGCCGAAGCAUCGGUUGAACGAACUGAUAAGAAUGAGUCGCAUUCUCAUCAUCAGCACUACUAUAUUGAACAACCAUUGCAAUCAACGCAGACGAUUGCCAGCACCGGUACCAAUGGAAUUGUUCAAAAACAUCGUAAAAUUGCAUACAAACCACGCAUAGGCGAGAUUUUAGUAAAAGAUUCGGUUUUGUAUAACAGAGAAACGCCUAUAAGUAGUCAACAGGCGCAUAAGAUUGCAGCAACACGCCGUAAUUAUUGGCCAUUGGUAGAUAAUACGGUGACAUCGAUAGCAUCAAAUGCGGCCGCCGGUGCGAAUGCCGUGAAAAAUUUACUCAAAGUUGGUUUUUUCCAAACAUUUGACAAUGUAAAUGCAGCGGUUGAACAUAAAAAACAUAAAAUCGCCAGCUAUAUAAUUCAAGCGGCUCAAGAGCAUAAAAUUGCAAUGCAACAGGCUAAAGAAGAUGAAAAAUAUAAACAACAAUUUAAAUUGGCAGACGUAACACAAUCGAUACCAUUGUCAAAUCAAGUGCCGCAUCCAUUGUUGCCACUUGCAAAACCGCUACAACAAUUGCUACCGUUGAAGCAAAAAUUGGCACAAAAUGUGGUACAACAUUUGUCAAAGCAUUUGAAAAAACCAAUUAAAAAACCAUUUAUUUCACCACCAUGGAUCGUUUAUAGUAAGACAAAGACAUUGCCAACGACCACCGUUUCCGAUGGAUACAUUCAUACAUUUGACAAUAAAUAUAUGCCACCAAAUUUUGAUGGUCCCAGAGAAAGAAAUCCAUAUGCCGAUAUGGGUGUGACAAGUUACAAACACUUUGAAGACACCAUUCUUAAAGAAUUGGAAGAGAAAGAAGAGCGAAAAGUUGAAGCAACCAUGCAUACAUUACUGGAUGAUCAAUAUGUUAUCCAUGAUUCACUGGAGGGAACGAAACCGGGCAGCAGUCAAGAAUGGCAACCGUUUAAUGCACAUGAUAAUGGUCUAUUUACAACGUCAACGAAACCAGUUACCAUCAAUAGUUUUACACAAAGUACCUUUGAUCGACCAUUUAAUGAUGUUCGUCCAGUUUGUGAGCAUCAAGACGAUGUUUCCGUUCAACCAACACUCUUCGUUUUUCCAGCCAAUGCUGAAACACAUUUGAAUGAAUUGCAAGAGGCAUCCAACGAUAAUACAGUGAAAGUAAAACUAACCGAAUCAGAUGCAAUUCAAACGAAUUCAACACGAUCAAAUAAUUCAACAACAACCGAAAAACCAAAUUAUCCCGCUUAUUUUAUAAAGCAACAACAAGAAUUACGGAAAUUACAACAGAAAUUGGUUGGCGCUUAUCGCACAAAGAGUCAAUAUGGCAGCAAAACUACAUCGGUACCGACGCGCGGUAGGCAAACUUCAUAUGGACGACGAACAACAACCACCACCACGACGACGAUGGCAACCAAUUCAAUGACACCCACAACAACUGAAGCGCCUGUAUACUUUUUCUCAAUUAAUGGCACCGAUGAUGGCUUCCGGCCAAUGCUACCCGAUCAAAUCAACGCUAUGAAAAUUAAAAAACCAAUUCGAAUCAAAUUGAACAAUACAUCAACAUCGUCAUCAUCAUCAAAUCGUCCAAAAUCUUGGAUCCAGGCACAAGCAAGUCAUGUACAACUUUCCGUCGUUGCUGCACCAAAUGCAACAACAAAACGCGCCAAAGCAACAACGACGAUCGGCUCAAGAAACGAUAUUAAAUCAUCAUACACACGUAAAGCUCCGAAAAAACCAACCGUUACGACUGGCAACAAAAAUAAUUCAACAACGAUAGCAAAAUCAAAUAAAAACACUUAUCGUGGCUCUAUAAAAUUCGGUGAUAGCUUGAACCAGUCACAAAAUAGUUAAAGCGGUAAUAAUUUAACAAUGAAAGAAAGAAAGAAGAAAAAGACGAAAGAAAAUGAGAAAAAUAAACAAUAUUUGCAAUUAGUUUUAUUUUAGAGUUCUUUGCACCAUGUCUGAAACCACGUUUGCGUGCAUUCAAAAACAUAAUACCUGAAUAAAAUUACAAUAACGAACAAAAAUCUCUCAUGAAAUGAAAUCAGUCGUCCUCUGAGCGAUUUUUCUCUGUUACUGAAAUUAUUUCAAAGAAACAUACCGAUGAUAAAGAUUCAAUUGCUUGCUUUCAUAUAUCGCUUUUUUCAUUGUUUGUUUGUUUUUAUUGUCGUUUUAAGAAAAAUAUUUUUAAUUUGUAUUUUAAGUUUGAACGUUUUUGUUUUUCGGCUACCUAAAAACUUGCAAACAUUCUCUCACCAACUGGAAAUGAAAUAAUGAUGGACGAAAUUCGAUCGGGUUAUUUUUUAUUUGUAUCUUUUUAUCUUUUAAAAAAAGCAACAACAACAUAUUAUUUAUUUAAUUUAUAUAAAUGUGUCGCUCAAUGUUUUGAGUCUGGUCAAAGACAAAUGAUAACACAACAACAAAAAUUGUAUAGAUAUUUGAAUACAAUAAAGUGUGAGAGAUGCCUU
Molecule: messenger RNA, 3194 nt
Organism: Contarinia nasturtii (swede midge)
Lineage: Eukaryota; Metazoa; Arthropoda; Insecta; Diptera; Cecidomyiidae
Exons: 2
Coding region: 562-2577 (671 amino acids)
Source: RefSeq, a predicted model, not a curated record